Molecule: messenger RNA, 1095 nt
Organism: Lodderomyces pseudojiufengensis
Lineage: Eukaryota; Fungi; Ascomycota; Pichiomycetes; Serinales; Debaryomycetaceae
Exons: 1
Coding region: 1-1095 (364 amino acids)
Cellular component (GO): plasma membrane
Source: RefSeq, a predicted model, not a curated record
AUGGAUACAGAUUCAUUUGAUGCAGAAGCUUAUAAAAGAAAUCAAAAUGGUGGUGGAAUUCCUAUAAAUAAUGGAAGUAAUUAUGAUGAUACUAAUUUCCAAAAACCAAAUACUAUUACUCAAGAACCUGCUGUUAAACCAGAUAUGGUAUUAAAAAAUUUUGCAAAAACUUAUGAAACUCCAAAACCAGGUGGUUAUCAAUCAUUUAUUUCUGGUUUAGGUUCAAUUUUUGGUCAAUGUGGUAUGUUUUGUUUUCUUUGUGAAAAUCCAUAUAAAGAAGUUGAUCAAGGUGAAGUUGGUUUAGUUCAAACUUUUGGUAGAUUAUCAAGAACUGUUGAACCUGGUUUAAGUUAUGUUAAUACUUGGAGUGAAAAAUUAACAAGAGUUAGUAUUAAAAUUAAUAUUCGUGAAAUUCCAGCUCAAAGAUGUUUAACAAGAGAUAAUGUUUCUGUUUUAAUAACUUCAGUUGUUUAUUAUAAUAUUAUUGAUCCAAUGAAAGCUAUAUUUGCAAUUCAAAAUAUUCAUGAAGCUAUAGUUGAAAGAACUCAAACUACUUUAAGAGAUGUUAUUGGUGGUAGAGUAUUACAAGAUGUUGUUGAAAAAAGAGAUGAAAUUGCUGAAUCAAUUGAACAUAUUAUUGCAAAAACAGCUUUUGAUUGGGGUGUUAAUAUUGAAAGUAUAUUAAUUAAAGAUUUACAAUUACCUGAUAAAGUUCAAGCUUCUUUAUCAAUGGCUGCAGAAGCUAAAAGAAUUGGUGAAGGUAAAAUUAUUAAUGCUAAAGCAGAAGUUGAAAGUGCAAAAUUAAUGAGAAAAGCUGCUGAUAUUCUUGCUUCUCCUGCUGCUAUGAAUAUUAGAUAUUUAGAUGCUUUACAAAAUAUGGCUAAAUCUCCAGGUACAAGAGUUAUAUUUAUGCCAUCAUCUCAAGAAAUUGAAAAAAUCGCUACAACUAAUAUUCAUGCUGAUAGAGGCAAACAUAAACCAUUAGAUUUAGAAGAAGAUAAUGCUUGGGCUGGUAAUGAUUAUUCUGGACCUGCUCCAAAUUCUCAACAUAGAAUAAUUACAAAUACUGUUGGUUUACAAGAAGCUUUAAAUUAA